AUGACAGAAUACGAAGAAGCCGAACACGAUACUUUCGCUGCAGUCCAACUGUCCGAAGGUAGAUCCCUGGCACCGUCAACCGAGCCGGCUGAGACGUCCACCGCCCAGCCGGUAUGGGAGGCUCCAGCCUAUGACUUUGGUUCACAAAGCCUACCGCCACCACCGAGAUGGUGUGUGGACGGCUCAGCGAUUCUGACGACCUCCGAGGACCGCACCGUCCGAGUGUACUUCACACCUGAUAGCGCGACCUCCGACCCUGCAGCCGAGCUCAAGCCUUACCUCGACCUGCCACAAGCCGCACCGGUGCUUUCAGUGCUCUGGUACCCUACAGGGACUCCAUCGGCGCCUGGGGGCUUUUGCUUUGCUGCUACGAUCCGAGACUCGCCAGUUAGGCUCAUAGAUGGCCUGACAGGACUAACUCGCGCAACAUAUCCCAUCGUGGACCACAGAGAACGCUUCAUUGCGCCUUUCUGCUUGGCUUGGAACCCAAGCGCAACAAAGUUAUACUGCGGGCAUGAGAACGCAAUAGAGGUGCUCGAUAUCUCCGCUCCAGGGUACGACACUUCUGAGCGGAUCAAGACGACCUUGACCAGAGGAGACAAGGGCGGACAGAAAGGCAUCAUAUCGGCGCUCGCGUUCUCUACCGACUACUCCGGUUCAUAUGCUGCUGGGUCGUUCGGAGGCUCGGUCUCGCUCUACUCAGAGGAUGAGGCUGGUGCGGUCGGGCAUCUCGAGGGAGUCGAGGGUGGCGGGGUUACUCAGCUCGCCUUCCACCCCUUAUCGCCCAACCACCUCUUUGUCGCCUCUCGCCGCUCAUCCCUUUUGCAAGUCUUCGACCUCCGCAAUCCUACUCAGCCCUUCCACUCUUUUCCUCGACAAGCGAGCUCCAAUCAGCGGAUGUCUUUUGACCUUGACCCAUGGGGUCGCUGGCUGGCUAUUGGGGACGAGACUGGAAAAGUUGGGAUAUGGGACGUUGGAGGCGGUGGUCAAUGGGGCGAGAAGCUGUGGGAAGCUCAAGUCGCGAAUAUCGGAGAUGCCAUCAGCUCGGUCCAAUUCCAUCCUCUCAAGCCAUCACUCCUUGUGUCGUCUGGAUCAAGGCAUGUCGACUUGCGUAUCGCCGACUCUGACUCAGAUUCGGAUGAUAGCAGCUACGAGGAUAGUAGCGAGAGUGGGGAUCCAUAUCUGGCCGGGUCAAGCGGGCGUAGGGAGCAGUCGAUCAAUGGGCGGACAGGUGCGGACGAUCAUGUUAAAGCGGGAGGAAUGAGGGCGGGACUGGGGAUUUUGGACUUUGGUCAAUCUGUAUAG
Molecule: messenger RNA, 1305 nt
Organism: Dioszegia hungarica
Lineage: Eukaryota; Fungi; Basidiomycota; Tremellomycetes; Tremellales; Bulleribasidiaceae
Product: WD40-repeat-containing domain protein
Exons: 8
Coding region: 1-1305 (434 amino acids)
Molecular function (GO): protein binding
Source: RefSeq, a predicted model, not a curated record